This is a messenger RNA of Chionomys nivalis (European snow vole), 4712 nucleotides long. It is a transcript of the gene Rusc1, whose product is annotated as RUN and SH3 domain containing 1. Gene Ontology annotation, cellular component: cytoplasmic vesicle. The transcript has 11 exons. Lineage: Eukaryota; Metazoa; Chordata; Mammalia; Rodentia; Cricetidae. The coding region runs from base 488 to 3586 and encodes 1032 amino acids. The record is from RefSeq and is a predicted model, not a curated record. Gene Ontology annotation, molecular function: protein binding.
UGGAGGAACUGGGACUGGGGCAGAUGCAGCGCUGACCAGCUGAAUGCUUUCUCAUCCUCCGGCCCAGACCCCUCUCCUGCGCUAACAAACCUUCGCCGUGUUUCUCACCGUUCACCUGACUAGAGCAUCCGGGUGGGGUCUCCUUCCUCUGGGAGAGGGUAGACUGGAGGGAAAAGCUUGCUUUGAAAGGAUUGGGGUCUAUUCUGGGCCCUACUCUUUUUCAAGCUCCGCACCCCCUCGAAGAUCAGAGCGCACACCCGCAUUCUCUGAUGACCCUCCUUUCUCUGUUCCCUGGAGGUUAUGUUCGACUCCACCAGCAAAUACUGCAGAGGAAACUAAUGGGCUGUUCUUGGUGAUUUGAAUCUCAUUUAAAUAUCUCCCAAGGCCGGCAGAUCCUUCCCAGGUCUGCACCUGAAUUUCCAGGCAGGUGGAUGUGAGAGGCUGGAUCCUCUUGGUUCUCUGGAAGGCAUCCUUCGUCCUCAGCACCAUGCUAUCCCCUCAGCGGGCUUUACUCUGCAACCUCAAUCACAUCCACCUCCAGCAUGUCUCCCUGGGCCUGCACUUGUCCCGCCGUCCUGAACUACGAGAGGGGCCUCUGAGCACACCCCCGCCUCCAGGAGACACAGGGGGCAAGGAAAGCAGGGGGCCCUGCAGCGGGACCCUGGUGGAUGCCAACUCCAACAGUCCAGCUGUGCCCUGCCGGUGCUGCCAGGAGCACGGGCCUAGCAUAGAAAACCAGCAGGACCCUUUCCAGGAAGACGAAGAGGCCGCCUCGCCUUCUGAUCCCGGAUGCUCCUCUUCUCUCAGCUCUUGUUCAGAUCUUAGCCCUGAGUCUCCAGUGUCAGUCUACUCUCGCGACCUGCCUGGCAAUGAGGCUGCCCACCCCGAGUCCAGCAUUUUUCCCUUGGAGCCGGGCUCUCCUCUGGCUACAGCGGAUCCUGGCACCUGCUCUCCGGACAGCUUUUGCAGCUCUCCGGAUUCUUGCUCCGGAAUAUCUUCCCCAUCCGGACCUGGCCUGGACUCCAACUGCAACGCCCUGACAACCUGCCAGGACCUACCUUCCCCGGGUCUGGAGGAGGAAGACGACAGUGGGGAACAGGAUCUUGCUACCUCUGAGCUCUCAGAGACCGAAGAUGGAAGAAUUGACGCAGGAAAAGCAGAGCCCAGUUGGAAAAUUAACCCCAUUUGGAAAAUUGACACAGAGAAAACUGAAGCUGGAUGGAAAGCCAUUGAGAACAGUGACUCUGGUUGGAAAAUCGAUGAAAAUACAAACUCAAGCUUGAAAACGGAAUCUGGGAAAUUGGCUUCUUGUUUGAACACCAAUUCUGGUUCUAAAAUAGAUGCAGGGAAAACUGAUGGGGGAUGGAAAGGUGACGUCAGCCAGGAGCCGGUACCCCAUCGGACAAUCACGUCCUUCCACGAGCUGGCCCAGAAGCGCAAGCGGGGUCCGGGGCUGCCCCUUGUGCCGCAGGCCAAGAAAGAUUGCAGCGACUGGCUCAUAGUCUUCUCGCCUGACACAGAGCUCCCGCCGACUGGGUCCCUGGGAGGUUCUUUGGCACCCCCGCGAGAAGUCACCACCUUUAAGGAACUCCGGUCUCGAAGCCGAGCCCAGCCACCGCCAGUCCCGCCCAGGGACCCUCCGGCUGGGUGGGCUUUGGUCCCGCCUCGGCCGCCUCCCCCUCCCGUCCCUCCGCGGAGGAAGAAGAAUCGACUUGGGCUGCAGCCCAUCGCCGAGGGGGAGCCGGAGGAAGGCAGGGCUGGCAGCCCCGCCGUGGGUGAGGAGGCCCCCGCAGCGCAGGAGCCGGAGGAGCCGCGCGAGCCCGCCGUGGCCGGUCCCCCGCUAUUCCCUCGGCCCCCGGUUUUCCGGUUCUCGGCCGACGGGCGCCCCCUGUUGGAGGGUGGGGGCGCGGGCGCACCCAGGUCCCUGCUCUUGACGCCUCUAACCGGGUGGCCCAAUUCCCGGUUGCAGCUGCUGGGGGCAGGGAGUCCCCCCGAGGAGCAUCUGCUGCCUGUGCGGCUAUCCCCGGUGGGAGCCUAUUCUCCUCCCACGCGGGGGGCCUUGCCUUGCCUGGCCAGCCCCGAGCUGGCCUUGCUGCUAUCCCCGCUCUUCCCCAGAAGUAGCACCUUCCCCGCCGCGGCGCCCCCACCCCGCCAGGUUCCCGCCCCCCCGCUGCCAACACCACCGCGUCCUCCGACCGCCCCUCGCUGGACCAGAAGGCCACCGCCUCCGCCCAGGCAAUUACGUAGUUCCUGGUCGUUUGCCGGUGUUCCCGGGGCCCAGCGGCUGUGGAUGGCAGAAGCCCAGAGUGGGACUGGCCAGCUGCAGGAGCAAAAGAAAGGUCUCCUGAUCGCUGUCAGUGCUUCAGUGGACAAAAUCAUCUCGCAUUUUGGGGCUGCUCGGAACUUGGUUCAGAAGGCCCAGUUGGGGGAUAGCCGGCUGAGCCCAGAUGUGGGGCAUCUGGUGCUGAGCACCCUCUGCCCGGCCCUCCAUGCUCUGGUGGCCGAUGGACUGAAGCCCUUCCGGAAGGACCUCAUCACCGGGCAGCGCAGGAGCAGCCCUUGGAGUGUGGUGGAGGCGUCUGUGAAGCCAGGUUCCUGCCCACACUCCAUGGGAACCCUGUACAGCCAGGUCAGCAGACUGGCCCCGCUGAGUAGCAGUCGCAGCCGCUUCCACGCUUUCAUCUUGGGCCUCCUCAACACCAAACAGUUGGAACUGUGGUUUUCCAGCCUCCAGGAGGAUGCAGGUCUACUGUCCCUCCUCUAUCUGCCCACUGGCUUCUUCUCCCUGGCGCGCGGGAGCUGUCCAUCCCUGUCCACAGAGCUGCUGCUACUGCUGCAGCCGCUCUCAGUACUCACCUUCCACCUGGACUUGCUUUUCGAGCACCACCACCACCUACCCCUAGGCCUGCAGCAGGCUCCUGCCCCUCCAGCGCCCCCUCCUGCCCUCCAACAGACUGUGCAGGCUGUGCUCCAGUGGGGCGGACGUCUGGCGCAGAGUCUCCGAGGGACUUCAGGAGAGGCCACUACCCACUCUUCAGCCCACUCAACCCGCCCUCCACCAGGCAGCUGGUGGGAUCAGCUGACUCAGGCAUCUCGGGUCUACGCCUCUGGUGGCACUGAGGGCUUCCCUCUUCUCCGGUGGGGACCCAGGUGUCGCGGAACUACAGCUGAGGAUGCGCAGGAGGCACCUCCGCCCACGGAACAGACCACACCUGGCAGAAGCAUGUGGUUGGGGCGGCUAUUUGGUGUGCCUGGGGGCCCGUCAGAAACUGAGAACGGAGCCUUCAGGUCCAGGAGACCAUCCAGCUGGUUGCCCCCAACAGUGAGUGUGUUGGCUCUGGUGAAGCGGGGGACAUCUCCUGAGACCCCUCCCACGGAGCUUGUGAAGGCACCAGCCAGCGGGGCGCAGACUGACAGGGCUGUCCGGGCUCUCUGUGACCACACUGCUGCAGGGCCUGAUCAGCUGAGCUUCCAGCGUGGGGAAGUGCUUCGUGUCAUUGCUACAGUGAAUGAGGACUGGCUUCGCUGUGGGCGUGAUGGUGUGGAGGGGCUGGUUCCUGUGGGGUACACCUCCCUUGUUCUCUAGCUGUGGACUGGAAGAGCUCAUGACCGCUGUUCUCGGGAACUGGAGCAUUUUCUCCUACUGCACACACCCAUUUCUGUCGACAGUUAGAGUAAACUCUCCUUCUCUUAGCACCCACCUGGAAGGGGAAAUCUGCUCUUGCAGAUGCGUAGAAAGGACUUCCUGUCUACAGUACUCCCUUCUCCAUCCACACAAGAGAACCCUUCCUUUCUGCAAAUUAGCAUCUUUCCCUCCUACCUUCACCCGUGGACUGUGCAGUAUAGUACAUGCCUCUGCCCCAAGCCCACAGGACUGUAGUCUGUCUGUCCUUGGUUCUUGUUGCCUAUAUAUUUAAGAUGUACUUCUGCUGUGCUAAGUGCUAGAUGGAAGCCUGGACCCCUGGUGGGUGGGCCUCUGCCACUGGUCUGCCUUUCCUUCCUUGUCCCAAUAAAAUGUGGGAGUUGAACAGUUAUGUGUUCCUGUGGGUUUCGGGUAUAGGGACUGCUGUGGAGGAGGGAAGGCCUUUUAUUGGAGCCCAGGGCAGAUAGGUACUUUUUCCCUAGCAUAGGUAGUUUUUGUUGUUUUUUUAUGGGUGGGGAGGCAGGAUCUUACCAGGUAGCCCUGGCUGGCCUCCAACUGUCUUUGCCUCACAGGUGCUGGAACUAAAAGUAUGAACCUGAAGCCAGGCGGUGGUGGCACACGCCUUUAAUCCCAGCACUUGGGAGGCCUCGGGAGGAACUCUGUGAGUUCGAGGCCAGCCUGGUCUACAAGAGCAACCAGGACAGACUCCAAAGCUACAGAGAAACCCUGUCUCGAAAAACAAACAGCCGGGCGGUGGUGGCGCACGCCUUUAAUCCCAGCACUCGGGAGGCCGGCGGAUCUCUGGGAGUUCAAGGCCAGCCUGGUCUACAAGAGCUAGUGCCAGGACAGGCUCCAAAACCACAGAGAAACCCUGUCUCGAAAAACUAAAAAAAAAAGAAAAACAAACAGAAAAAAAGUGUGCACCUGGCUCUGAUGCGGGGCUUUGUGUUUAAAAAUGCUUUUAACUUUUUGUGUGAGAGGGUGGACUCUGCGAUGGCUCAUGUGGCGGUCAGAGGACUACUGUGGGAGUUUUAUUUUCUACCAUGUCACUAUUACAGUGACUCUCGAC